AUGGCCAAGAUCCGAGUGGCUUACGAAUACACCGAAGCUGAAGACAAAACCAUCCGGCUGGGCUUGUUCCUCAUCGUGUCUGGUAUCUUGUCCCUUUUCAUCCUGGGCUUCUGUUGGCUCAACCCGGCCCUGCAGGACUUGCAAGGGAAGGCGGCGAACUGUACCGUGCUGUCGGUGCAACGGAUCAGCGAGGUUUUCGAGUGCACGUUCACGUGUGGCGCCGACUGCAAGGGCACCUCCCUGUACCCCUGCCUCCAGAUCUACGUCAACAACUCCGAAUCCAACGCCCGGGCGCUCCUGCACCCGGACGAGCAUCAGCUCCUCACCAACCCAAAGUGUUCAUACAUCCCCCCCUGUGAACGGGAAAAUGAGAAGAACUCUGAUAUUGUAAUGCACUGGCAGAUUUAUUGGGAAGACGAAGUAGGUUCUCAGCCUUUCACUUGCUACUUUAAUCAGCACCUCAGACCAGAUGAUGUAUUGCUACAACGUACACACGACGAAUCUGUUCUUUUGCACUGCUUCCUUUGGCCAGUGGUCACAUUCCUGGUUGGAGUCCUAAUUGUGAUCUUGACCAUUUGUGCAAAGAGCUUGGCUGUCAAAGCAGAAACUAUGAAGAAGAGGAAGCAUUCCUAA
This is a messenger RNA of Thamnophis sirtalis, 633 nucleotides long. It is a transcript of the gene KCNMB4, whose product is annotated as potassium calcium-activated channel subfamily M regulatory beta subunit 4. Gene Ontology annotation, cellular component: membrane; voltage-gated potassium channel complex. Gene Ontology annotation, molecular function: calcium-activated potassium channel activity; potassium channel regulator activity. The record is from RefSeq and is a predicted model, not a curated record. Gene Ontology annotation, biological process: potassium ion transport; detection of calcium ion. Lineage: Eukaryota; Metazoa; Chordata; Lepidosauria; Squamata; Natricidae.